Molecule: messenger RNA, 867 nt
Organism: Ectocarpus siliculosus
Lineage: Eukaryota; Phaeophyceae; Ectocarpales; Ectocarpaceae
Source: the annotation of a GenBank genome assembly
AUGAGAUCGGUGCUGUACACGCCGGGUUCAUCGAGACAUCUCUACAAGAUCAGGGAGAUCGCUUGCGAUGCUUCGCUUAUUGACUUGGAGGAUGGCGUGGCCCCGGAGGCGAAGGACAAUGCCCGCGAGAGGGUUUGCUCUGAAGUUGCGAAAGGGGGCUACGGAAGGAAAGCGGUGGUGGUGAGAAUUAACUCGCUUGACUCGCCCUGGGGGGAGGACGACAUCAGGGAGGUGGCCAAGCUUACAGUUGACGCCGUCGUCAUACCGAAGGUGGAAAGUGCGGCGGACGUAAAACGGGUGGCGGAUCUCCUCCGUCAUCACGGAGCCAAAGACACCGACUUGUGGUGCAUGAUCGAGACCCCUCUUGGCGUGACAAGAGCCAACGAGAUCGCUUCCGCGCACGAGACCGUGUCGUGCCUGGUGCUGGGCACGUCAGACCUGACAAGAGAUCUGCAGGCGAACCACACGCCCGACCGCACCCCGCUUCUUUACAGCCUGUCCCGCUGCAUCUUGGCGGCGCGUACGUACGGCCUGCGCUGCCUCGACGGCGUUCACCUGGACAUGACGGACGCUGAGGGCUUCGAGCGUGCGUGCAGGCAGGGCAGGGAUAUGGGCAUGGACGGCAAGACGCUGAUCCACCCCAGCACGGUGGCUGUCGCGAACUGGUUUUUCGGCCCCAACGCCAGCGAAGUAGAGCAGGCCUACAGGGUGGUGGAGGCGCACGAGGAGGCGGCUGCGAGGGGGGAAGGCUGCGCCGUUUUGGACGGGAGCCUGGUGGAGCGCCUGCACGCGGAGAACGCUCGACGGAUAAUCGAGCUGCACGAAUCGAUUGCCGCGCUUGAAGCCGGGCACGAAGCGGGAACGUAA